AUGGCCGGCGCUUCGGCAGUUGGUUCAUCUGAUGAAAAUCUGCCGACAGAAUUCCUGGGGGAAGAGUGGACACUCUUUUCUUUUCCUUCCCGACUCUCGUGGCGACUACGGGAGAACACUGGUCCCGGAAGAGGUGCUGGCCAGGGCCCGCCGCCGGCCGGAUCCCAGGCAGCAUCACUCUGUGCGCCCGCAGCGUGCUGGGCGACGUCCAGAUCUAGGGCGCGCCGGCUUCGGGGUUUGGAGGGACGUAGGUCCAAGCAUCCCCCUCUAACAGUGAUUGGCCUUCAGGGCGGCUCUUUUCUAAAUAGGGCUGGGAACCACCCGAAGCGUGCCGCCUGCAAAGCAAAGGCGCGAGAAAAAAUUCCGGGAAAACACUUCCUUCGCCGCUCAGAGUGGUUACGAAGAGAUUUAAGCCAUUUCAAACGAUUUCUUUUAUUGGAUGCCUCCAGGUACCGGAAUCACCCCAAUGAGGCGGAUAAACAGACGAGUUCUUGGUGUCGGUCCCGGGGAAUCCAUAGCGUCCUGCGCCCUCUCACCUGGCUCCUCCAGGCUCUAGAAAACCUCCCCAGAUGGAAUGGGGGUAUUUCCGCGACAAUACCAGAUCGUUGGCGGAGAGCGCAGGCCAAGGUGGGACAGAUGCUGGUGGAAGUGGGACAGAAGGCGGACUGCGUGUGCUCCUACGGCAUGAAGCUCAGUUGGGACAUCAACGAUCCGCAGAUGCCUCAGGAGCCGGCCCACUUCGACCACUUCUGCGAGUGGCCCGACGGCUACGUGCGCUUCAUCUACCGCAGCGACGAGAAGAAGGCCCAGCGCCACCUGAGCGGCUGGGCCAUGCGCAACACCAACAACCACAACGGCCACAUCCUCAAGAAGUCGUGCCUGGGCGUGGUGCUGUGCGCUCGGGCCUGCGCCCUGCCCGACGGCUCUCGCCUGCAGCUGCGGCCCGCCAUCUGCGACAAGGCACGCCUGAAACAGCAAAAGAAAGCAUGCCCCAACUGUCAUUCCGCUUUGGAGUUGAUUCCCUGUCGAGGGCACAGCGGAUACCCUGUCACCAACUUCUGGCGGCUUGAUGGCAACGCGAUAUUUUUCCAGGCCAAGGGAGUUCAUGAUCACCCAAGACCAGAGAGCAAAUCAGAGACGGAAGCUAGAAGAAGCGCCAUCAAGAGACAAAUGGCCUCUUUUUACCAACCCCAGAAAAAGAGAAUUCGAGAACCAGAGUCUGGAGAGAAUCAAGACAACAGUGGACAUUUCAACGACAUGCCUCCCUUGGAAAAUCCAGAAGAGUUUGAUAUAAUUACUGACACUGGCUUCGCUAUUCCAGGGCAGCCUUGCUUUUCCUUCCCAAGCUCCAAUACUUACAAAGCUACCUGUGAUGUAGCCACCUUCCAAGGAGACAUAAUGCCAUCCUUUCAGAAAUAUCCAAACCCAAGAAUUUUUUUGCCUAGGCCACCUUGCAGCUAUGAAUUGGCAAGUCCUAGUUACACAAAUUCAAGCCCACAUCCCACCCUUUAUACAAAUUCCAGCAAGAUCCCUGAUGACACAGACUGGCUUCAUCUGAAUGCGCUACAGUAUAACGUCAAUUCAUACAGCAGCUUUGAGAGAAGCUUUGAUUUCACCAGCAAGCAACAUGGCUGGAAACCAGCUGUUGGCACACCUGGCCUUGGGGAGACGCCCGACCAUGGACAGUUCCAGGCUGUGGCCACUCACCCUUAUUAUAACACAGAGCUUCCCUGCAGGUACCUCAGGGCUCCCCCAGCAGGUGCUCCAGCCCUACAAACCGUGAUCACCACCACCACCAAAGUGUCCUACCAGGCCUACCCGCCCCCUGCUCUGAAAUGCUGUGACAACACCCAGGAAGUGAAGAGCCUUUCAGGGUGUAACUAUGCUUCCGAAAACAUCCCCAUGUCCAUCUAUCCAGAAGGCUUGGACUUCCCAGCCACAGUAGCCAUGGAAGCCUCUCCAGCCAGGUCACUUCCUUUGAAAAUUCCAGGCGAUUGCAGAGCCAUCAGGCCCACGUUGGCCUUUCCUCAAGAGUCUGCUCCCUCCAGGACAGAUGGAGUAGAGACUUGGGAUGUGUGUCCAUCUAGCUUGGGGUCUGCAGUCAGUUAUUCAGAUGGGGUUAGUCCAUUCUUUAGCUACGACAAUGAGGACUUUUGA
This is a messenger RNA of Ailuropoda melanoleuca (giant panda), 2157 nucleotides long. RefSeq names its product GCM transcription factor 2 (gene GCM2). Gene Ontology annotation, biological process: regulation of transcription by RNA polymerase II; gliogenesis. The transcript has 7 exons. The record is from RefSeq and is a predicted model, not a curated record. The coding region runs from base 1 to 2157 and encodes 718 amino acids. Gene Ontology annotation, cellular component: nucleus. Gene Ontology annotation, molecular function: RNA polymerase II cis-regulatory region sequence-specific DNA binding; DNA-binding transcription activator activity, RNA polymerase II-specific. NCBI's taxonomy places the organism in Eukaryota, Metazoa, Chordata, Mammalia, Carnivora, Ursidae.